Eubalaena glacialis (North Atlantic right whale) is the source of this 3577-nucleotide messenger RNA. RefSeq names its product putative protein ZBED10P. Gene Ontology annotation, cellular component: nucleus. NCBI's taxonomy places the organism in Eukaryota, Metazoa, Chordata, Mammalia, Artiodactyla, Balaenidae. The record is from RefSeq and is a predicted model, not a curated record.
AUGGUGGUCUGGGAGGCGAACGCACAGGCCGCCUUAAGCCUGGUGCUGCCCCAGCUGCGCUACCUGCACGUCUUCCUGGCGCAGGUUCGCGGGCGCUUUGAGGAGCGGAGCACCGGCGAGAUGGGCGCGGCUGUGCGGCUGGCCGAGGGCCUGGCCCUGCCACUCUCCACAGACCACCAGCUCCCUGAGCUCUUCCACCGUGAGGGGUUCAUGCUGGCGACCCUGCUGGACCGCUUCAAGGGCAGGAUAGAGGCUACCCUCCCCGAGGGGGCCGACAUCAACCAUUGGAAGCAAGUUCUCGUGGACGAGGUGAAGGAGCUCGUGGUGUCCGAGUACUUCUGCCACCCUCCCCUUCCCUGCAGGGCCCCACUGCUGUGUGUGUGGUUGCCCCCGAGCCGCGCAGGAGCCAGGAGCCCUGGGGCCGCAGGGAAGGGCCGGGAAGCGCCCGAGCAGAGAAGCAGGACCUCUGGGUCCUUGCUGCUGGGCCAGAGGGAGAGGAGCCUCCCAGAGCCGGUGGAGAGCGGGGGGCUGCUGGUCUCGGAGAGGAGCGGCGCUUCCCUCUCCACGGAGAGCCACCUGGCCAGCGUCAUCCGCAAGAAGUACCUGCGUGAGAACAAGACAGUGGGUGCCCAGGAGGACCCCCUGCUUACUGGCAGAAGCGACGGGACGUCUGGCCAGACCUGGCGAGACUGGCCACCAUCAUCUAUCCUGCCCCCUGAGGGGCGCCUUCUCUGCAAGUGUCUUUGCCUCCCUGGGCAGCCCCGCCGUCGUGGAGCAUGACCCCCCUCUCCUGGUGGAGGCGGCUGAGCGUCUUCUCUUCUUGAAGACCAGCCUGGAGCACUUCCCGAGCUACACCCCCGCCCCGUAUCUUCCCCAGCAGAGACCUGCCGAGCUGCUCUGCAGCCUGGCGCUGGAGGCGCAGACCGGUAAACUGAGAGUCAGAACUGCUGGCUCUGAACAAGGGAAGAUGGGCCUCCCCACGGAGAUCCAGAGUCACCUGUUUCAGUCAUAGCCUUGUCCGUGUGACCGAGUCCUUUUCACAGACACACGUUGGGCCAGCGGCCUCUGUUCGCUCAUUUCCAUGAGAGGACCAGGGUGAUUCUGGUUUUUUAGAAGAACAUUGACGCUGUGGACGAGCCAUUUUCGCAUCGCGCGGAGCUUGCUCUCCGCUCCUGGCCUCUGCAUUGGCUGGGUUUGCACAGGCGUGUGGGCCCCUGCCUGGUGGAGGUGUGCAGAUUUGAGGUAAGAUGGGGCCCAGGAGCAGAGCAGAGGUCAUGGACACGCUGGAGAAUCAGGUUUUGAUUACUGUGCUGUUCAUCUAACUGCAGACAAGGGCGUGGGACCCAGGGCCGAGGGCACAGAGCCGAGUGCUGGAGGGGCGUGUGUUUCCUGCCAGAUGGGACCCUGGGGGCACAGGAGGCCUGAUGUCCAGUCCCAGUGUGAUCUUCCCGCUCCCCUUUCCUCUUCCGCAGAACGUGGGCACACGCACACCGUUCUCUGCCCGCCCCCUUGUUCUUUCCCUCCCUUUGCGCACCACCUCCAUCCCCAUCGCUGACGGGGUUCCUCAGGGCAUCGCUUCCCCCCCCAGCCCGUCCCCCCGCGGCGGCGGGGCGUUUGAACACAGGGCUGGUGGCUCUUCCCUGGAGGCCUGGCGUGUUGUCCUCCCCACCCCCGGCUGCUCAUCAGUACCCUCCGUUCAGCCUCAAGCAUGUGGGUGUUCGCCCGACUUCAGCCCCUGACUGUACACCAGGGCUUCCUGACCGCUUUCACCCCCAAAAUAGUGUGGCUGCGAGGAUGUGCGUACCCCUGGAGAGAGGCCCGCAGAUACUUGAGGAGGUGGUGUCCCCCCGAGGCUGGCCCGUUGCGCCUCGCUCUCACAGACGGUGCCUGGACCCCGUCAUCCUGGACUCGCCGCUGCCUCCUGAGGCCGAUGCCACAGGACACCCCAAGUGCGAGACGGGAGCCCGGCCUCCGGUCACAUGGCCAGGUUCUGGGCACACGUUCUCCUCCCUCCUCUCAUCGCUCCUUGCCCUCGGGCGGGGUCCUCGUCUCUGGCUAGUGCUUUUAUGGCCCGUCUCCGGUGCCCGGUGGCCUGUGGGCCAGAGCAGAUUUAACCAACGUGGAGGUGACUGCGUCGCUCACUGCUUACAAACCCGGCAGAUGUUUCCGCAGAGUGACCAGGUUUCUUAGCAGGUGCCUCCAUGCCUUCUGGACAGAAACGUUGGUAGAAGUGAAGAAGGAGCUGGGCUGCUGCAGACUGGAGGGGGGCUGGGGAAAGAUGUAGGGCCCCCUUCUCAGAGAUGGGGUGGGGGUCAGAGGUGUUAGCCGCUUCCCCAGCUCCCUGGGGCGUGUGGGAGGAGCUCUGGGUCUGAUUUCCUUGGAGGGGGCCUGAGGAGUGACGUUGCUAUGGGAACGCAGCCUCGGGCCCGGCUGAGGCUCUGGAGCCCCAGGUUUUGUAAACAGCAGGAGUGAAUGGCUCCUUGUUUCUCUGCAGGCCUCACCCUGCCCGGCCACCUGGCCUGGGCCCGGCCAGAGGCUGUGGGGUUGGGGAGCUGCCACUUGGAGCAGAGGUCUGCUUGUUUUCCUCUCUUCUUAGACCCUGACCCUUCUGCGCUUGCUCGGCAUCGCCAGCGUCCCUCCCCCUGGCCUCCUGCCUCGUGCUCUGGUCUUGCACUGACACCUGGGUUUCUGCCACCCCACGGCCACUGACGACUAGAAAGUACCCUCCCUCCCCUUUUCUGGAUCCAACAUAGGUGCCACCCUGCCCCUCCUUCCAGGACAGCUUCCUUGACUGCCCGGCCUCCCCUCCCCAACCCCCCCUUCGCCCGUGUUUGCAGCUGGAACCAUGCUAUCUGGCUGGCAGCGAUGGGCACUGUUCUGUUGGUGCCACAGUGAAGAGCUGGUCUUGACAGGCAGGGGGCGGGGGAGCAAAGGUGAGGGGCCUGGCAGCGCUGCCACUCUCCCUGUGCCUCCGCUGUCCCUUCCCUCCCUCCGCCUCAGUUUCCUCAUCAAGGACUGAAGGCUGAGCUCUCAGGCCCCACAGCUGCCACCAGAGGUCACAAGUUGGCCCAUGGAACGCGGAAACCACUUUGAAUUCCUUGCUGAUUUUAAAAAAAAUUGUCAAGAAGGCGCAGGUGCUCUCAUUUGUGUUUGCCAAUGCAUGGCUCUCCCAGGAAGGAAACAGAAGAAAUUGGCGAUGAUGGUGACCUGUUAUCUCUUCAAAAAUAAAUGUAAAUGGUUAAAAGGAAACACCUCAAUUAAUACAGAUAAUCGUGAGCAGUUACCGAGAAAGGAGAGUAAUGAGCUUGUGUCUCCGGAGCAGAUUUGGGAGACGGGAAGAAUUGGUAACGUCAGGCCUGAAUCCCAUCCAGCAUGGCCAUAACCGCCAUGGCCGAGUCAGGACUCCCUUAGGCAAGGGCCUGUGCCUGGCCCACCUCCCUCGGAGGGGCUCUUCACCCUCCUGCGCCCUGGACUCCAGUCUUCAGGUCCCGCCGGGCCAUCUAGGUUUCUGGCCCUGGCGGUGGAGGCUGGGUGGUCACUGAGGUGCUCAGAGGCCCGCUUACUAUUUGACUGUUUC